GGGCAUCAUCAAUGUGGCCUCGUCCACCAACCUGCUGACAGACUCCAAGAACGUGCAGCUGUGUCCCCGCACCCGCCGCUGGAACUGUCCCACCUCCCAGGGCCCCAACAUCUUCGGCAAGAUCGUCAACCGGGGCUGCCGGGAGACAGCGUUCAUCUUCGCCAUCACCAGUGCCGGAGUGACGCACUCGGUGGCUCGGUCCUGCUCGGAGGGGUCCAUCGAGUCCUGCACCUGUGACUACCGGCGCCGUGGGCCUGGGGGGCCCGACUGGCACUGGGGGGGCUGCAGCGACAACAUCGACUUCGGGCGCCUCUUUGGGAGGGAGUUCGUGGACUCCAGCGAGAAGGGGCGAGACCUGCGUUUCCUCAUGAACCUGCACAACAACGAGGCUGGACGCAUGACGGUGUUCUCAGAGAUGCGCCAGGAGUGCAAGUGCCAUGGCAUGUCAGGCUCCUGCACCGUCCGCACCUGCUGGAUGCGGCUGGCAACCUUCCGCGACGGUGCCUCCCGCGUCAUCUACGGCAACAAGGGCAGCAACAGGGCAUCGCGGGUGGAGCUGCACCACCUGGAGCCCGAGAACCCAGCGCACAAGCCUCCCUCGCCCCACGACCUCGUCUACUUUGAGAAAUCCCCCAAUUUCUGCACCUACAGCGGGAAGACAGGCACGGCGGGCACGGCCGGGCGCUUCUGCAACAGCUCCUCGCCGGGGCUGGACGGG
Acanthisitta chloris (rifleman) is the source of this 718-nucleotide messenger RNA. It is a transcript of the gene WNT1, whose product is annotated as wingless-type MMTV integration site family, member 1. Gene Ontology annotation, biological process: cell fate commitment; multicellular organism development; canonical Wnt signaling pathway. Gene Ontology annotation, cellular component: extracellular region. NCBI's taxonomy places the organism in Eukaryota, Metazoa, Chordata, Aves, Passeriformes, Acanthisittidae. The record is from RefSeq and is a predicted model, not a curated record. Gene Ontology annotation, molecular function: cytokine activity; frizzled binding.